Messenger RNA from Saccharomyces kudriavzevii IFO 1802, 1287 nucleotides. It is a transcript of the gene CLB3, whose product is annotated as B-type cyclin CLB3. The transcript has a single exon. Gene Ontology annotation, molecular function: cyclin-dependent protein serine/threonine kinase regulator activity. The record is from RefSeq and is a predicted model, not a curated record. The coding region runs from base 1 to 1287 and encodes 428 amino acids. Gene Ontology annotation, biological process: regulation of cyclin-dependent protein serine/threonine kinase activity; mitotic cell cycle phase transition. Lineage: Eukaryota; Fungi; Ascomycota; Saccharomycetes; Saccharomycetales; Saccharomycetaceae. Gene Ontology annotation, cellular component: cyclin-dependent protein kinase holoenzyme complex; centrosome; nucleus.
AUGCAUCAUAACUCGCAGUCUUCGAGCUCCGCCUAUAUCAGGAGCCCUAAAGAUGAAAACAUGGCACCCAUAGCGAGUACAAAGCACAGGACCGCGUCUGUAGGUCACGUCCCACCUACUCAUCCAAGGGUCGCACUUAGCGAUGUCACCAACAUAGUUGCGACCAACUCUAACAAUAAUAGCAUAAGUAAGCCAAAGGCCGGCCCGGUCCGGGAAAGAUCAGAUUCAGUUGUGAUACUUGAAGAAGAGAGGCCUGCUGUGCAGAGUGCUGCACGGCGGAAAGAAACUGAUCAUAACGAUAUGCUGAUGUCCAGAGCACAAGAAGAGACCGUUGAUGAAGAUUAUGAAGAAAGUGAUGAUGAUGAAGGAGAAGACCAAGAACCCCUGUUGCUGCAACAUUAUGCUAGCGAUACAGCGGUCUGGGAACAUGCAUUUAAAACAUAUUAUAGAACCACACUAGAUCCUAACGAUGAUGACGUGUACGACGUGGUCAUGGUUGCCGAAUUGGCCAAUGAGAUAUUCGAAUACAUGAGGAGACUAGAAGAACUAUACAAACCCGAUCCGUAUUACAUGGAUAAACAACCGGAAUUGAGAUGGUCAUUUCGGAGCACACUAAUUGAUUGGGUCGUUCAAGUUCAUGAAAAAUUUCAACUUUUACCUGAAACUCUGUACCUCUGCAUCAAUAUAGUAGAUAGAUAUCUGUGCAAAGAGAUUGUCCCCGUUAAUAAGUUUCAGCUGGUGGGCGCAGCAUCACUGUUCAUUGCUGCCAAAUAUGAAGAAAUCAACUGCCCUACGAUAAAGGACUUCGUGUAUAUGUCAGAAAAUUGCUAUUCAAGAGAGGACCUGUUGGAUGCAGAAAGGACCAUACUAAAUGGCUUAAAGUUUGAGCUAGGUUGGCCCGGUCCGAUGUCAUUUUUGCGAAGAAUCAGUAAAGCUGAUGAUUACGAGCAUGAUACUAGAACGCUAGCUAAAUACCUGUUGGAAUCCACAAUAAUGGACAAUCGGCUGGUAUCUGCCCAACCCAGUUGGCUGGCUGCUGGCGCUUACUUCCUAAGUAAAGUGAUUCUGGGACAAAAUCAAUGGUCCUUGGCGCAUGUUUACUACUCUAAUUACACACAAGAACAAGUUCUUCCGUUGGCUACCAUUAUUUUAGAAAAUUGCAGAUAUGCCUCUAAACGUCAUAACGCCAUAUGGAGAAAAUACUCUUCGCGUCGUUACUUGCAUUCUUCACAGGUUGUAGCGAAAUGGAUAACACUAGCUGAACACAGAGUAGAUCAAUCUAGCUAA